UUCCUGCGGGGUGGGCGAGGGACGCCAUGACAGUCGUCGUAUUUUCUGUGAAACCGCGAGCACGUAUCGCGCCUCGCCGGCGACGUUACCGUGAAAUUAUCGCGCGGCUUGACGUCGGACACGGCCAAAAAGCGGCGCACCGUGUCCCGGCCGGGUCGGGUCGGCCGUCGCGGUACUCGAGAAGACGCUGGACGAGGCAGCGUGGCCAUUAUCGGCGAUUUGCUUGUGGGCGGCCGUGGCGAGGUGAGACGUCGAGAGAGGCGGCGGUGAGCGCGAGCGACGGUGCGAGAGAGGCAGGCCUGCCGUCUGCCGCCCUCCCCUCUACGCCCCUGAUCCCCCCUCCCCCUCGCGCGCGCCGUGCGAGACGGGACGAGCGUCUCCCCGUCCCGCUGUGUGUGGCGCAAAGGCGAGGAGGAGGCGGCCACGGAGCCGACGAGGAACGACGAUGCGAGAACCGCCAACGGCACCGUGCACCACGAUGAACAAUGAAGUAUAUGAGAAACAUUUAAUUAAUAUCCUUCAGUGAACAAAGAUGAAUAGUGAGCAGCAUGCAUUGCCAGCGACUACGCAGGCACAACAAGAGGAUGUAAACGCGGGUCAAAGUGGUCGUCCUUCAUACCCAGGUGGUUUGGCUACCGCGACCAGCCUUGGCAAUGUAGGGAGUACCCCUCAUUCGUCCGCGGACCUGCGUGUAGGUACAGCCGUAGCGUUAGCCUCCUCGGUAGCUAAGUAUUGGGUCCUCACCAAUCUGUUUCCCGGACCGCUACCUCAGGUCUCGGUCUACCACCAUUCCCACCACAACUCCUCGCAUAGGAGUGGUGGAGGUGGAGAGGCAUCCUCCAAAGAGCCAGCCUCUUCACUGAACCAGGAAAUGGCGUUGACUUCCAGCUCGCAUCAUCAGUCGACAGCACCGCAUCAUCAUCAUCAACCUUCGGUUAGCAGCAGCAGCCAUCACAGUUCCCUGUCCUCGAAUCCGCAGAUACCGGUAUCUCUACCUGGCCUGAACUUAGACGGCGCACAUAUCCCAGCGAGCGUUAGUCACCUGCAGGCCGCGCAUGCACAAAUGCAACAGCAAAUGCAGGCGCAACAGCAGCAGCUGCACCAGCAGCAGCAACAGCAGCAGCAGCCGCCGCCACCGCCGCCGCAGCAGCAGCAGCAGCAGCAGCAGCAGUCUUCCCAUCAUCAGAUGCAGAAUCACCAAAAUGCCCAGAACAAUGGACCGACCGCACACAGUCAGAGCGCGCAGCGAGACGACAACAAGGUCAAGGACGAGGGCGGCAGUUGUACCACCGAACGCUGCAGCGACAAUCAGGUUCACUGUCAAGUUCAAUGCGAUCUGCAAUUACAACCACCGCAAGAUCUUCAACAGAGCUUGAUGCAACAGCAGCAGCAGCAGCAACAACAGCAGCAGCAACAGCAGCAGCAGCAGCAGCAGCAAAUCGGGGUGAACAUCAGCGGCAAUUCCACUACCGAGGGCGGCAGCCAAAACAAUUCUGAGAAGCCCGAGAAGGAGAAGGAAUUGCGGCAACUUAAUAUGACACAGUUUCAAGUUCCUGACUUGAAGCCAGGUGGACACAUGAUGGACGUGAGAACGGCGGAUGGCUCGGUCGUGAAGAUUAGCGCUGGAAAUGAGCAAGACCUGGCGAAAACACUUGGCGUCGAGAUGGUGCAGAAUAUGUACAAGGUGAACGUCGAGGAUAUUAACCAGCUGUUGGCGUAUCACGAGGUCUUCGGCAAGUUGCAGAGCGAAAUUGCCGCUGGAACGACACUAGUAGGUAGCACCGUGCCUACACAAACAGUUACCACAAUACAGAAUGGCACGCCGAUCGUGCAACAAGUCCAACUGAACAAGUUCGACAUUAAGUCGAGCGACGGCGAAGCGACGCCCGGCCCGAGCGCCUCGCCCGUGUCAGUCGGCAGCCACUCUUGCGAAAUAUGCGGCAAGAUCUUCCAAUUUCGUUAUCAAUUGAUCGUACACCGUAGAUACCACACAGAGAGAAAACCGUUCACGUGUCAGGUGUGCGGCAAGGCGUUCUCGAAUGCGAACGACCUAACGCGUCACGGCAAGUGCCACUUGGGUGGAUCCAUGUUCACUUGCACAGUUUGCUUUCAUGUUUUCGCGAACGCGGCCUCGCUCGAGCGUCACAUGAAGAGACACGCCACUGACAAGCCGUACAAUUGCACGGUUUGCGGCAAGAGCUUCGCACGCAAGGAACAUUUGGAUAACCACACCAGAUGCCACACUGGCGAGACGCCAUAUCGAUGCCAAUUUUGCUCGAAGACAUUUACCCGAAAAGAACACAUGGUAAAUCACGUUCGCAAACACACUGGUGAGACUCCACAUCGAUGUGAUAUUUGCAAGAAGAGCUUUACUCGCAAAGAACACUUUAUGAACCAUGUUAUGUGGCAUACAGGAGAAACGCCUCACCAUUGUACAGCCUGUGGCAAGAAGUAUACGCGCAAAGAGCACCUUGCUAACCACAUGCGCUCGCACACAAACGACACGCCGUUCCGUUGUGAAAUAUGCGGUAAGUCGUUUACGAGGAAGGAGCACUUCACGAACCACAUAAUGUGGCACACGGGCGAGACGCCGCACCGCUGCGACUUCUGCUCGAAGACGUUCACGCGAAAGGAGCAUCUCCUCAACCACGUUCGCCAGCACACGGGUGAGUCUCCACACCGAUGCGGCUUCUGCUCCAAAUCGUUCACCAGAAAGGAACACCUUGUUAACCACAUCCGCCAACACACAGGGGAGACGCCCUUCCGCUGUCAAUACUGUCCGAAAGCAUUUACGCGGAAGGAUCACCUGGUGAACCACGUCAGGCAGCACACGGGUGAGUCACCGCACAAGUGCCAGUAUUGCACCAAAUCCUUCACGCGGAAGGAACAUUUGACCAAUCACGUGCGUCAACAUACAGGCGAAUCGCCACACCGAUGCCACUUCUGCUCCAAGUCAUUUACUCGUAAGGAGCAUUUGACGAAUCAUGUGCGCAUCCACACUGGCGAAUCUCCACACAGGUGUGAGUUUUGCCAGAGGACGUUCACCAGGAAAGAACACCUCAAUAAUCAUCUCCGUCAGCACACCGGAGAUUCCUCACACUGUUGCAACGUGUGCUCCAAGCCGUUCACAAGAAAGGAGCAUCUCGUGAAUCACAUGCGUUGCCAUACUGGUGAACGUCCGUUUGUGUGCACAGAAUGUGGCAAAAGUUUCCCGUUGAAGGGUAAUCUCCUAUUUCAUAUGCGCUCGCACAAUAAGGGCAACAACGCCGAGAGGCCGUUCCGCUGCGACCUGUGCGCCAAAGAUUUCAUGUGCAAAGGACACUUGGUCUCGCACAGACGCUCGCACUCGGACGAGCGACCGCACAGUUGCCCGGAUUGCGGCAAGACCUUCGUCGAGAAGGGCAAUAUGCUGAGACACUUGCGCAAGCACGCGGCCGAAGGGCCGCCGACGCAGGUCAGCACCCCGUCGGCCAUACCGCAGUCUGGCGUUCUGCCGAUACCGGCAGCGGCGGUACUUGUGGGACACCCGUUAGCACCGCCGGCGCCACCGGUAGUGCCGCAGCACACGGUAGUCGUGCCCACUCCGCCGGGCGUACUGACGUCGUACUAA
This is a messenger RNA of Harpegnathos saltator (Jerdon's jumping ant), 3610 nucleotides long. Its product is annotated as zinc finger protein 271. The transcript has 11 exons. Lineage: Eukaryota; Metazoa; Arthropoda; Insecta; Hymenoptera; Formicidae. Gene Ontology annotation, cellular component: nucleus; nucleoplasm. The record is from RefSeq and is a predicted model, not a curated record. The coding region runs from base 533 to 3610 and encodes 1025 amino acids. Gene Ontology annotation, molecular function: DNA-binding transcription repressor activity, RNA polymerase II-specific; RNA polymerase II cis-regulatory region sequence-specific DNA binding. Gene Ontology annotation, biological process: regulation of transcription by RNA polymerase II.